Messenger RNA from Sycon ciliatum, 6938 nucleotides. Its product is annotated as phospholipid-transporting ATPase ABCA3-like. Gene Ontology annotation, molecular function: lipid carrier activity; ATP hydrolysis activity; ATP binding. The record is from RefSeq and is a predicted model, not a curated record. Gene Ontology annotation, cellular component: membrane; intracellular membrane-bounded organelle. The transcript is spliced from 48 exons. NCBI's taxonomy places the organism in Eukaryota, Metazoa, Porifera, Calcarea, Leucosolenida, Sycettidae. Gene Ontology annotation, biological process: lipid transport; transmembrane transport. Bases 179 to 6460 code for a protein of 2093 amino acids.
CUGAGUUCAGGUCGCAAGAAGAUUUGUGACCUGUUUGUUUUUCAGUUGGUGCCUCUCGUCAAGGCCAGGAGUUUGAGCGGAGAGCAGCUGGGUUGUGUUGAGGGUGCUGGCCGGUGGCAGUCUCCCUGCUGGCGCGGAUUUUACGGAGAGAUUUGACUUCUUCUGUAACUCUGGCGCCAUGGCCUCAUCAUCUUCCUCCCUGGGCCAAAUUUUAUGGCAAUUUCGCUUGCUGAUGUGGAAGCACUUUGUUAUCCAGAAACGAUUGAAGGGUAAGAACAUUGCCUUGAUAUUCUUGCCGAUUGUGGCACCCGUCUUCUUCGCUAUAUUCCGUCUUCCGCUGCCGAUUGCUGACCUGUGCUUCCAGUCAUGUCCUGAUGCUAGCGCCCCACAACGUGUCAACUUCACCAACACUCAGCAUGUUGCCUUCUACCCAGAUUCGCCACUCACGCGUCGCAUUAUGAGCACAGUCCGUUGCCUGAGUACCGGCCUGACUCUGAACUACUCGUCUGACGGAAGUCUGACCGGAUUCCCUGGGGAGCCCAUCUACACGGAGGGUUUCAAUGACACACGCCUCAUGGUGGAGCUGGUCACCAACAACGAGACCAAUUAUAUUGGAGCUGUUGUGUUUGAUGGCAUUGACGAGAACACUGCUGAGUUAUCGCCAGUCAUCAAGUACACUAUUCGCUUGCACGACAAGGAGUCGACCAAUAAGCGAGGCGGUCGCUAUAGCUGGUACACGGACCGAACUUACCCGGUCGUACAGCUCUCCGGUAUCUUCCGCUUCAUCAACUACGAGAAGACGUUCGUGCCGCUGCAGUACAUUGUGGAUCAGGCGGUCAUUCGCUUGCAAGUGGAGGGCAAUGCAACAUGUCCUAUGGCGGCCACGUGCCCGGAUAGCCAGGCACAAGCUGCCGUCACCACCUGUUCGAUCGUCGGGCGCGCCGAAAGCGGCAAUGCCACCGGUACGUGCUUGUUCAACGAGACGUCUCAAACUUUUGUUCGAUGUCAGAACGUCAGCGUGUCUACUGUUAACUGCAAUUGCUCUCGUCAGUUCACUCGCAACACACCCAGUCAGUAUGGACUGUACACAGCCAACUGUUCGUGUGACAACAGCGCUGAUGCGACUAUGACAUUCAACAGCACAUGUCGAUCUAUUGCCAAGUCCACGACAUCAUGCUGUGGUCGAUGCCCUGGUUCAGCUCAGCAGCCGACAUUCCUGCCAGCCAUUUUCAAGACGUUUCCGUUUCCGAGCUAUUCCUUCGACACUCUGCUGAUCCUCUACAGCAACCUGUACGGCUUCGUGCUGCUUUUCUGUACAUUUGCCGUCGUCAACGCCACCGUCUUGGAAGUGGUGACGGAGAAGGCCACGCGUCUGCGCGAGUCCAUGCGCAUGAUGGGACUGCGUAUCUGGCUCUACUGGCUGACCCACUUCCUCAAGGCGUUCCUGGUGCUCUUGCCCUCGGCCAUUGUUGGAGAAAUUGUGCUUCGGCAAGUGUUGUUCCCUGAUACUGGCGCGGGUAUUGUCUUCCUAUGGUACAUCCUUUUCAACAUUCAGCUCAUUUGCUACUGUAUCUUCCUGAGUUCUCUCAUUGACAGUCCCAAGUCCGUCAGCACGUGGGUGGGUAUACUGUGGUACUUCACUUACAUCCCGUUCAGUAUUGCCGGACCGAACUUCGCCGGCCUGAGCAGGGGUAUCAAGAUACUCAUUUGUCUGUUCCCGACAAGUAAUGCUGCCGUGUUCGCACAGUUUACGGGAAACAAGAAGACCAACGGCGAAGCCUUGACCGGCGCAGCCAUGAGUCAGCCAACGUCGAUUGACGACGAUUUCCGCUACAACGACAUCCUGUUGGGCGAGUUCAUCUCGAUUCUCCUCUGUCUUUUGCUAGUGUGGUACAAGGAGAACGCCUUCCCUGGCGAGUAUGGUAUCCCAAAGGUCUGGUACUUCCCCUUCACACGCUCCUAUUGGUUUGGAGCACCGCCGCCAGGGGACGAGGAGGAAAUGCUCCUUGCUGAUACGGAUCCAGACAAGAAUGAGACUGAUCCGAAAGGACUCAAGGCCGGCAUUUCUAUUCGCACCCUGCAUAAGAUCUUCAAGACGAAUGAUGGGCACAAGCUGGCAGUGGACAAUCUAUCGCUGAAUAUGUACAUGGAUCAGAUCACCGUGUUGCUGGGUCAUAACGGAGCGGGAAAGACAACCACAAUGUCCAUGUUAGUUGGUCUCUUCCCGCCAACCCGUGGUGAUGCCAUUGUCGGUGGGCAUUCGGUCGUCACGGAUAUUGAGGGUGUUCGCCGCAGCAUUGGUUUGUGCCCGCAGCACAACGUCCUAGUCGACUUGAUGUCCGUUCAGGAGCAUCUCGUCUUCUUCCUGCAGCUUAGGCAAGGACACGGUGGUGGUGAGAAACAUGUCUCGGAGAUCAUCAAGGACUUGCAGUUGGUAGACAAAUCAAAGUGGAAGUCAUCAGAACUCUCCGGCGGAAUGAAGCGCAAGCUCAGUGUUGGAAUUGCCCUGAUCGGGCAUCCCAGCGUGGUGAUUCUCGACGAGCCCACUGCUGGCAUGGACCCAUACGCACGCCGUGCUACCUGGGAUUUGCUGGGCAAGUACAAGCGGGGCACCACCAUGCUGCUGACCACGCAUUUGAUGGAUGAAGCUGAUCUUCUCGGUGACCGUAUCGCCAUCAUGUCCAAGGGAAGAGUGGUGUGCAGUGGAUCAUCACUGUUCUUGAAGAGCAAAUUCGGUGUCGGAUACCAUAUGGUAUUGGUGAAGGAUCACGAGCGCGAGUGUGAUGAGGUGGCAGUCACCUCCAAGGUCACGUCCGCAGUGCCGGGCAGUCGUUUGGUGGGCAAUGCCGGUGCAGAGCUGGCCUAUGUCUUGCCGCAGGAGGCCUCCUCCCAUUUCUCUGCACUCUUCACGUCGCUGGAGGAGAACCGGACCGAGCUGGGCAUUCUCAGCUAUGGCGUGUCAGUUACCAAGCUGGAGGAAGUCUUCCUCAAGGUCGGCGAGGAGGAAGGAAUUGUUGCCAAUAAGAAGCUGCAGAAGUUUGAGGAGCGCCAAGCAGCAGCGGGCCCUGACUCCACAGCCACGCUAUUGCUGGAGCAUCAAAAGCUUGGCAAUGUCGACUCUACCGCUACCACGGCAACCAUCGACCAGGGAUCGCCCACUGCCAAGGAGUCCGGCCUUGUUGCUGACGGUUUGACAGAGAUCGACGAGAAUGGCACCGCCAAUAACGGCACACAAUCUGCCGCUAAGGAGAUAUCGGCACCACCAGCCAACAGCGGCAGCGCGAAGGGCGCGGGGGGUGCACGCAAAUCCGUGGUGAUUGAGCGAGAAGCCCGGCCUCUGGAAAUGCUCCGUGCCGACUAUCAAAAGCUGACCGGUAGAGCUCUUUGGCAACACCAGUACAAGGCAAUGGUCAUCAAGCGCAUGCUCAACGCCAAGCGCAACUACUUCUACAACGCUCUCACGCUGCUCGUGCCCGUCAUUCUGACCUGCUUCUCGUUUGGAUCCCUCAUCGCCAGCCCCAGUACCAGUGCCGACCCUCGCUUGGUGUUCAACUAUACCGAGCUGAAGCCAGUGGGAACGCUGGUGGCCGACUACAGAAACGCCAGCGAGCGAGCACAGAUGCCCAUAUUGAGCAGUCUUGCUUCCCGGGACUACCUGACCAGGACACUGGAUAGCAAGAUCACCGACUAUAGCUCUUCAUCGCUGUUGCUGCGAGGGGGAGAGAGACAGUGCUGUGCCGCCAGAACAUUCCUGCUGAACAACACCUGUGUCAAGAAGAGAUACGCGGAAGGGGAAGACGCUUUUAAAUCUUGUCCAAACUCAUUUGGAUUCAGUCGCUGCUCUCAGUGCCUCCGUAACAAAGAAGUGAAUUUCGGUAGAUUCACGGGAGCAUGCGGUUUUGGCUGCCCGGCCAUUCCGCUACUGACCACAUCCAAGCGCGAUUCCAUCCUCUUCCAGAAGAGAGUGUUGCAAGACGCUGACGUUGGUCUGUACUACAUAGAGAAUCCAGCUGGUGUUACUCUGCACAGCGUAGCCACCAAUCCCGAUGACUUGCCAGAUAACAAGGAAGGAGAAACUUACGUUCGGAUGAAUGUGUCUUGCUCUGACCCCAAUGUGGAGGUCAGUGAUAGCAACUGCAGUGACUUCAGACCAAACCGGGCUUUCUUUACCGACAACUCUGACGCAGAAGGAAUCAACACCUAUGCUCGCGUCUGGUCCAGUGCCAAGUCAUAUCAUGGACAACCAAUUGCCAUGAACGUGUUCUCCAACAUGCACUUGAAGGCCAUGAUGGAUUUAAAGUCGGCUGCCUACAGGGAAUACUUCAUUGAGACGGCCAAUGAGCCUCUGCCACCGCCUAUUAGCCGCCAGGUUGCGCAGGCUGGAAAUUCCAUCGGAGCCUUUGUCUUUGCUUCCCUGGUUGCGUUUGGAAUGGCUUUCCUGUCUGCUUCCUUUGUCGUAUCACCGGUGGAAGAGGUCAGCAACAAGGCGAGGCACAUUCAACGUCUGUGCGGUGUCAAGGGCACCGUGUAUUGGCUGGCUCACUUUUCCUGGGAUAUCGUCUUCUUCAUCUUGCCGGCCCUGGUUCUGGUUGUUGUGUUUGCUGCAUUCAACGUGGAUGCGUAUCAAGGAGAAGCACUCGGUGCUGUGUUUGUGCUACUGUUGCUUUUUGGUCUCUGCUCCAUCCCGCUUGCCUAUUGGAUAUCGUUUGCGUUCUCUCAAGCGUCCAAGGCGUACAAGAACACGGCUUUCCUGUUCAGUGGUAUUCCCCUGCUGUGCCUGAUUGUUGACUUUGCUCUCAAGUUCCCUGGUGUUGAUCUGAACAGCGUGGCUGAUUCUCUCAGGUAUAUCUUCUUCGCCAUACCUCACUUCAGCUUUGCUUAUGGUAUUACCAGUUUGUACACCAUCAACGAGCGGAAGAAAAUCUGCAAGAAAUUCCCAGUCGUUGCAACUGGCCGUGGCCUAAGCCGAGAUGAUUGCUACACUCAAUUCAACAUCAUCACCAAUCUGUAUGACACCACACAACCUGGCCUGGGAGUAGAGUGUCUCUACAUGUUCUUCAUGACUUUCUUCUAUGCUGGCAUGGUCUAUCUUGCUGAGAUGGGCUUCUUUAGAAUGCUGCAACAAAAGGUGAUUAAAAAGAUCAAAGGAGACAGCGACAACGAUGAAUUCCUUGCCAGGACGGCUGAUGACAAGGAGGACGAUGAUGUUGCCAGGGAGAGGCGCAAUGUCAUUGAGAAUCUAAACGACGUUAUCAAGAAGGAAGCUGUCGUCUUGCACAACUUGACCAAGGUGUACAACUCUUUCCUGGGUCGUCCUGCAGCAGACAACUUGUGCCUGACUAUCCCGCAGGGUGAAUGCUUUGGCCUAUGUGGUGUGAAUGGCGCUGGAAAGACGACAACGUUCAAUAUGAUGACUGGAGAUACUCCGUCCACAUCGGGAACAGUCUAUCUACAAGGCUAUGACAUCAGCACACACCUCAGAGAGGUUCAGCGCAAUAUCGGCUACUGUCCGCAGUUUGAUGCUCUGCUUGAGCGGCUGACGUCGAGAGAGCUGCUUGCCCUGUACUGCCGCCUGCGUGGCAUACCCGAGGAGUACAUUGUACCCACCGUCGAGAGCAUCAUCUCCGAAAUGCACUUGACCGACUGGGCCGACAAGACCUGUGGAACAUACAGUGGUGGUAACAAGCGUAAGCUAAGCGUAGCCGUAGCCUUGGUCGGCAACCCACCCAUCCUUUUCCUGGAUGAGCCUACAGCUGGCAUGGACCCCGGUGCACGCCGCUUCCUCUGGGAUGUACUCACCGACGUACUGGCCUCGGGCAGGAGUAUCGUGCUCACCUCCCACAGCAUGGAGGAGUGUGAAGCGCUGUGUACACGUCUAGCCAUCAUGGUGAAUGGACGCUUCAAGUGUCUCGGCAGCAUUCAGCACCUCAAGACCAAGUUUGGUUCGGGAUACUCGAUGAGUCUCAAAGUCGGCCACAAGCUAAAGAAGGCUACUACGCCUGCGGUCGCUGCUGACGCUACCAAUGCUGAGACGGAGCUAUCUGUCUACACCGGUGCAGAGGACGAAGCGGACAAGCCUGCCGUUGUUGCUGCUGCUGACGUCGAUGAUGACGAUGAUGAUGACGAUGACACUGGCUUAGCAAUGGAUGAACAGACUGGAGCACCAUCUACGGAUGCUGCAGAGAAGUUCAUCAAAGAGACAUUCCCCGGAGCGGACCUGCUUGAAGCUCGCCAGGGUCAGCUUCACUACAAUAUCAACAUACCCGACCUGACUUGGUCAACGAUAUUCCGUGAGAUUGAAGGCCAGCGUAAGAAGCUCAGCAUUGUCGACUACAGCGUCACGCAGGCAACCCUUGAGGAGGUAUUUGUGAACUUCGCAAGCGCACAAUUUGGCAGCGAUGAUGACAACGACAAGAAGAGCAAGAAGAAGAAAAAGAAGAAGAAGAAUGACCAGAAGUGAAACCGGACGCCCACCUAACUGACCGCUACAAAAGUAUAAUAUAUUUCAUAAUAUAUUUAUAGAAUGAGCAUGCAAAGUUUUUCGUGAUGUCACAAUACGACACAAUACGACUAUGUUUUAUGCAAAUCUCAAAAUUCCUUUUCACAAACUUCCUGAGGUAAGUUACAACGCAUGCAUAAUUCAAAUCUUCAAGAAAAACUUGAUAUGAUGUAGGUAGAAGGCAACGACAAGCCAGACGCUCACACCAACUAAGCUGCUGGCUAGAAUACCGCUAUGCCCGCUAGACACUUGAAAGCUGAACGGAAAGAACUUCUGCAGUAGCUCGCUGCCGACGUAAACGAAUAUCGAGUUCAUUCCUGGAGUAAAACAGUCAAAUGAAGACACACAAUAUAAUAAUAUACUAUCUAUAGCUGUAUAUAGAAGAUCACUUUUAGCACCAUUAUGGUUAGUGAAAAAUAAUACCCUUCUUCACAAUUUA